Molecule: messenger RNA, 4720 nt
Organism: Ruditapes philippinarum (Manila clam)
Lineage: Eukaryota; Metazoa; Mollusca; Bivalvia; Venerida; Veneridae
Product: CD109 antigen-like
Exons: 37
Coding region: 101-4435 (1444 amino acids)
Cellular component (GO): extracellular region
Molecular function (GO): endopeptidase inhibitor activity
Source: RefSeq, a predicted model, not a curated record
GUUGAUAUGAUCAUAUCUACGACAUGAUCACUCAGCUGUAUAAAUAAGACAGAGAGUCCCCUACUCUUGCAUAGAUCUGGGACACUGUUGAUAAAGUAGUAUGUCGAAGAUCUUUUUCCUAGCGACCGUCUUAGCGGUCGCACUUGCCGAUGAUUCUUAUGUCGUGUUGACGCCAAGCAGUUUUCGAGGUGGUCUUCCACUGAGUGUAAGCGUGAAUAUUCUCAAGGCCACGGCACCUGUCAGCGUUACAGUAUCUCUGGUCAACGAGGGAUCAAAAACAACUGUUGCUACAGCCACUGGCUCAUUUUCGAAAGGGACCCCAGGGACUCUGCAACUACUGGUGCCGGAUGACGUCCACGCAGGUUCAUACAAGUUGCACGUUACUGGGUCAGGAGGGGCAACAUUCACAAAUGAGACCACUAUAACAUUUGAAAGCAAAAGUAUUUCGCUGUUUAUACAGACAGACAAAGCCAUGUACAAGCCAGGACAGACAGUCAAUUUCCGAGCUUUUGCAGUAUUUCCUAACUUGACAGUUUACACUGGGCCAAUGGACAUCGACAUAUACGAUCCUGCGACAAACAAGAUCAAGCAGUGGAGGGGCUUAUCGGAUCCUAGCGGGGUCGUUACAAAGUUCAUGUUGAUGGACAGUCAGCCUGUCCUUGGAGACUGGAAAAUUAAAGUCAUGGCCCAUGGAAGAUCAGAAGAAAAGGCUUUCACCGUUGCACAUUACGUUCUCCCUAAGUUUGAAGUAACAGUGGAACUUCCUACAUACAUCUUGUCAUCAGACGACACAGUAACUGGAAAGGUCAAGGCAACGUAUACCUAUGGUAAGCCAGUUAAAGGGACUGUGGAUAUAAGAUUGAAGAUCGAUCAUUGGUACAGACCAUACAAUUACCAUGGUGACGAACCACAAGUUACACAAACUUUGUCGAUUGACGGAGAAGCCUCAUUUACAAUGCAGUUAUCACAGAUUAAACAAGCUGCCCAUUAUUUGACUGGACAUUCGUUUCUUGUAGAAGCUAAUGUGACAGAAAGUUUAAACAGUAUCACAUUAAAUGGCGAUAGUCAAGUCAAAAUCUAUGACCAUGCUGUCAAACUGGAAUACCUUCCAUCAAACCCAAACACCUUCAAACCAGGUCUUCCAUACACAGCUUAUCUUAAAGUUGUUCAGCAAGAUGACACACCAAUAACAGGAAAACGUGAAUCACUAAUUGUUAAAGUACAACCAACGUGGCAAGAGAACUCGGGUACCUCAACCCCAUAUCCCUGGUACAGUGCUCCACAGCAUUCAUACUACAUGGCGGAUCAAACCUUUACAGUACCUGACGCAGGAAUAGUACCAAUACAAGUUGAUAUCCCUGAAAACUCGACCCACAUCAAUGUUGAAGCACAUUACGGAAAAAUCGUCGCAAGACUGAGCUUGUCGAAAAGUUAUUCCCCAAGUGAUAACUACAUGCAACUCUUCCUAAAAUCAUCGAGUCUCAGACCUGGACAAACAGCAACAUUUGAAAUCAAAUCAACAGAGACGAUUCCCUCAGCUGUGUAUCAGGUUAUGUCACGUGGUUCAGUGGUUGCGACUGGAAGUUUCAAUGGAAACAAUUUCAACAUUCCAAUAGACGCUGAGAUGGCACCAAACGCUAGAAUCAUUGUCUACUAUGUAAGAACAGACGGUGAAGUUGUUACAGACAGCAUCAGCUUUGAUGUAGAUGGCGCUUUCCAAAAUCAAGUAACAAUCGAUUUCGACAAAUCAAAAGCUCAACCAGGUGAAAAUGUGAAUGUCAUUGUAAAAGCCGAUCCUCAGUCUGUAGUCAACCUAUUAGCAGUAGAUCAGAGUGUACUCCUUCUGAAGUCCGGAAAUGACGUCACAGCAUCUGAAGUUAUUGAUGAGCUGAAAUCAUAUGACACAAUUAAGCACGCCAGAUCACCAUUCUGCUGUGACUUCAUGCCAAUGGCAGUGAACCGCCGUAAGAGGUUUGCUAUAUGGUGGCCUUAUCCCGUAUAUUAUGGUGGAUCCGAUGCCCAAGAUAUCUUUGAUAAUUCUGGAGUUCGAGUGAUGACAGACGCCACAGUCUACCAUCAUGUGGAGCAGCAUUACUAUAUUCACCCUGAGUUUGCAUAUUUAUUGGGCGGGGGCGGACCCGGGCCCGGGGCGAUUGAUAGUGUAAAGCCGGCUUCAGGCGGUGCUGCAAUGACACAUGGUACACAACAGCACGCGCCUGUUGAUAAAAUAAGGAGAGCUUUUCCUGAGACUUGGCUUUGGAGUAAUUCCUCUGUAGGAGCUGACGGUACAGUUACAAUUAACACAACAAUUCCAGACACGAUUACAUCAUGGGUUGCUAGUGCCUUUGCCGUCAACUCAGCGUCAGGCCUCGGAGUGGCUUCUUCUACUGCAAAGGUUGAGGCAUUCAAGCCGUUUUUUGUGAGUUUGAACUUACCCUACUCCGUGGUGAGAGGGGAACAACUAGCUUUACAGGCAAACGUUUUCAACUAUAUGUCUCAAGAUCUCGAUGUUGUUGUGACACUGGAACAGUCAAAUGAUUUUAAGAAUGUUAUUGUAGAUUCAUCUGGAACUGUGCAGUAUGUUUCACAGCAACUAGUUCAAAACAUUCAUGUAGCCGCCGGGGCAGCAAAGAGCGUGUUUUUCCCAAUUGUUCCAGCAGCUCUUGGUAAAAUACCAAUCACAGUGAAGGCGCAAUCUAUUCUCGCUGCUGAUGCUGUACGCAGACAACUUCUGAUUGAGCCUGAAGGCGUGGCAAAGGAGUAUAGUAACCCCAUACUUAUUGACUUGAAAAACGUGACUUCGUUCAGUAAAGAUGUCGCCCUAUCAUUACCGGCAGGUGUUGUUGCAGGAUCACAAAGAGUUGUUGUAUCUGCUAUAGGUGAUUUAAUGGGACCAACAGUCAACAACCUUGACAAGCUAUUACGUAUGCCCACUGGAUGUGGUGAACAAACAAUGCUGGGAUUUGCUCCAGACGUGUUUGUUACCAAUUACUUGACGGCUACAAACCAACUAACCGGUGAUAUUGAACAAAAGGCUCUCAAUUUCCUCGAGAAAGGAUAUCAAAGAGAAUUAACAUUCCAACAUAAAGAUGGCUCAUUCAGUGCCUUUGGGGACAGAGACAAAUCAGGAAGCAUGUGGUUGUCUGCCUUUGUAACAAAGUCUUUCCACCAGGCUAAGAAGCAGAUAUUUAUUGACGAUGACACAAUUAAACGUGCUAUAGAUUGGAUGGUAAGCAAACAGAAUGCAGAUGGUUCAUUCCCAGAACCUGGACGUGUCAUUCACAAAGAUAUGCAGGGAGGUUCGGCAUCUGGACUAGGACUCACAGCCUUUGUACUGAUUUCCCUUCUUGAAAAUAACGAUCUCGGAGGUAGUAUUCAGCAGAGAAUCAACAAUGCUGUCACUAAGGCAACAGGAUACGUUGAGAGCCAACUGUCAACAACAACUGAUGAUUAUGCAUUGGCUAUUAGUAGUUUUGCCCUGCGUCUUGCAAAGAGUUCAUCUGCUGACACCGCCUACGCAAAAUUGAACAAUGAUGCAAUUGUUAAAGAUGGUAUGCGUCACUGGCACAAAGCCCAGACCAGCUCAUCCAGCCAUAACUAUUGGAGACCGUCUCACUCGCAGGCUAACCCAAUCGAUAUCGAGAUGACGUCAUAUGCCCUUCUCGUGCAAGCUGCUAAACAAGACUUCGGUAACGGCAUACCUAUAAUGAAAUGGAUAACUUCACAGAGAAAUUCAAAUGGUGGAUUUGCCUCAACACAGGACACAGUUAUCGGAUUACAAGCAUUAUCAGAGUUUGCUGUAAUGGCAUACUCGGACAAUUUUGAUAUCCAAGCAACAAUAACAGCUGGAACAUUUACACACAAAUUCUCCAUCAACAAGCAAAACGCACUUGUUCUCCAAACUGUAGUGCUUCCAUCUGUUCCAAGCCAGGUUUCUGUGACUGCAACAGGACAUGGUAUGGCUCUGGUUGACAUAAACCUCUCAUUCCAUGUGGAACAGGAGAUUGAAGAGAAAUCAUUUGAUGUCACUGUAACAAUGGUUCAAGAAACUGUAGACUUCCUCUCAAUCAAAACAUGUGCUACAUGGCUGAAGACAGGGGCAAGUGGUAUGGCGGUUCAGGAAUUUGGUAUUCCAAGCGGAUUUGAAGCCGACUUGGAGAGCAUUGCUGGUGUUGCUGAGAUAAAAAAAGUUGAAAGUGAAGACAGAAAAGUCAUACUAUAUUUUGACGAGAUUACGACUGAACCAAUUUGUCUUACAAUGGAUGUUAUCCGAACAGGCAUGGUCGCAAAGUCGCAGCCAGCAACUGUGAGGGUAUAUGACUACUAUCAACCAAGUAACCAAGUAACAGCAUUCUAUGAGUCCCACGUGUUAAAGAAUUCAGACAUCUGUGACGUAUGCGCAGAUUGCGGAUGCAAGGGUGCACAAAGGCGAUAAAACAUGUGUUGAAAUGGACAUUUCUGAACAUUUGUGUCAAUUUAUUUUGUGUAAAAAUAAGAUUUUAUAGUAGUUCAGAUAAAUUUCUGACAGAGACAUGAAUAUUAUAAUUGUUCAUAUAUGAAGUGAUUGUUUUGCAGCUUUUCAGUAUGAUCAGUAUGAUAUACACUUUUGUAUACAUUCAAUGUAGUAUGAUAGUCAUAUCCUUGUUAAUUGAAGGAAUUAGGGCAUAUUUUUAUGUUUCUGUUUGUUUGCUUUUCCAUAUUAAAACUGAAAUUAAUCAUU